Onthophagus taurus is the source of this 1553-nucleotide messenger RNA. RefSeq names its product Sorting nexin 17 (gene Snx17). Gene Ontology annotation, cellular component: early endosome. Gene Ontology annotation, molecular function: phosphatidylinositol binding. The record is from RefSeq and is a predicted model, not a curated record. NCBI's taxonomy places the organism in Eukaryota, Metazoa, Arthropoda, Insecta, Coleoptera, Scarabaeidae. Gene Ontology annotation, biological process: endocytic recycling; intracellular protein transport.
AAUGUCACUUUGGCAAUUCCAUUAAUAAGAUUACAUUUUUUAAGAAUUUUACAGUGAUCGUUGUAAGUGUUAUGGUUCGCCGUCCCCAUCGAUCCGAAACUAGUCAAAUCGCAUAGUUUGAUAUCAGGAUGCAUUUUUCGAUUCCUGACACGCAAGAGUUGAACGACGGAAAUGGAUCCACCUACAUGGGUUACAAUAUACAUAUCAACGGCGUUUUUCAUUGUACCGUCCGUUAUAGGCAGUUACACAACUUGAAUGAGCAGUUGAAAAAAGAAUUCGGAGGGGACCGGUUACCACAUUUUCCACCCAAGAAAUUGUUACCCUUAACUGAUGGACAACUUGAGGAAAGGAGGGCUUUAUUAGAAAAAUAUAUUCAAAUUAUUGGCCAAGAUCCAAAAUUAGUAUCAUGCGAAUUAUUAGUGGGUUUCCUGCUUUCUGCUCAACAAGAAACAACUUGCGAAAAACGACAUGAGUUAAAACUUGACAUUUACACCAUGAAUAAUUAUCAAAUUUCAUUAAAUAUCCUUUCCACUGAUCGUACAGAACAAGUUUUAUUAAAAGCAUGCAAACACAUAAAUCUCCCGCCUGAAUUCACAUCAUAUUUUGCAUUAUAUGUUAUUCGCAAAGAAGAGAAUGGUGGUGAUAUCACAAUUUUACGCAAACUACAAGAAUUUGAAUCUCCUUAUAUAUCUUGCAAGUCUAUUAGGGAAUCUAAUCGAUUAGUCAUCAGAAAAAGUUACUGGGAUAGCAAAUAUGACUUGGAAUUAAUGAAUAAUCCGGUUGCUUUAAAUUUACUUUAUACUCAAACAGUUUCUGAUGUCGAGCGCGGAUGGAUUUUAACCAAUUCUGACAUUAAAAAUCAACUCGCGCAUUUUCAAGCUCGAUUAGCUAAACUAGAAUAUUUAGAACUUGCUAGAACUUUAAAGUAUUAUGGUUAUACGCAGUUUAACGUUUGUUUUUGCGAUUAUCCCAAACCUCAAACUAAAGCUUUAGUUGCCAUUGGAGGGGAGGAAUUAAAUUUAAGACUUAUUGGCCACGUUAUGGGGGAAGGAAGCUUUAAAGUUACUCGAAUGAGGUGCUGGAGAAUCACAGCAAUGCAUAAUAAACCAAAUAUGCCAUCGAAUAGCAGUAUGGUGUCAAUAGGACCAGAAGUAGAGUUAUCCUUUGAAUAUUUAAUGGCUAAAGAAGAAUUAAAAUGGAUAACAAUAUCUUCACCUCAAUCCAUAUUAAUGUCCGUUUGUUUGCAGUCCGUGGUCGACGAGUUAUUAUUAAAAAAAAAAGGGAUUAGGCGAAAAUCGAUUUAUUCUUGCAAAGGCCCUUGGUCGUAUAUGAAACGCGACGGUUCCAGUCAUACAAUAUCGCUGGACGAUCCUGAUGUGAACACGGACGCCGUUUCAGAGGAAACAAAAUCAUCAGAAAGUAAUACUUUUUCAAUAAAAAAAUUGCAAGAGAAGUUUUCGAGCGUUUCUUUUAAAACAGGUAAAGAGUUUGUUGAGAAUCAUGCGUUUGAGGGGAUUGGGGAUGAUGAUUUGUAAGCAAAAUUAUUACUGAAA